This is a messenger RNA of Colletotrichum navitas, 936 nucleotides long. RefSeq lists its product as uncharacterized. The record is from RefSeq and is a predicted model, not a curated record. The transcript has a single exon. Bases 1 to 936 code for a protein of 311 amino acids. NCBI's taxonomy places the organism in Eukaryota, Fungi, Ascomycota, Sordariomycetes, Glomerellales, Glomerellaceae.
AUGCACUGGAAAAACAAGGAACGACGCAGUACCUGCCGUCACUUCAGACUGGGAAAGUGUGUAUACUGGCAGACCCCAGAGAAAUGUGAUUUCCCUCAUCGCCCCAAGCAUGCGCCGCGUCUCCCGCCCCCCGUCGAGAACGCACCUCCCACUCCUCCACUGCACCGUCCUCCACAUCUGUAUCCCGAGGAGGCAACCGCCUUUGUGCCUGGCUAUCAGCAGCACGCCCCCAUCCCCGCAGCCCAUUCAUUUGUCCAGUGGCCAGUCAUCGGUCCGAGCUCGGACAAUGAUUACUAUGGAUAUCACGGAUAUGGCUCUCAGUACUUGGGUUAUCACUUGAACAACAUCAACCCUUACGGACAGGUCGAUUUCCAGCCCUACGAGCAUCCGGUGUCAUCGUUGUUUGGGUACCCCUCUGCCGAACAUCACCCAGUCCGUGCCGAUUGCUAUCCGGAGCAUGGGAUCUACUACUACAACCCAAUGGCGCCCGUUUAUCCGGAAAGCUACGUCAUACCCAUGGACAUCCAGUUUAGCAACGAUCCUCCCCAGGCCGAUCAAUACCAGUAUCAGCAGCUCUACCAGCUCCCGGACACCCCUCCAGAGUCAAGGUCAAUCUCACCCCCCACGCCCCGCUUCAUCGCUUACUCUACACUGCCCGUGACAGACGGAUACGCCGCCCCUCCUUUAGCAGAGGUGGAGCAAGAUGCCCUCGUCGAUCCGGAGAAGCUGAAGCGAGAGCGAAGCAAGGUCUGCUGGUACGGCGAUGAUUGCAAGAGACCCAACUGCUAUUACCGCCACGGUGUUGUAGAGGACAAGGUCGAGGGGGAAUGUUCUGGUCCCUCUUCCUCCUCCUCCUGUCCCUCUUCCACUCUAGUUUCUGCUGAAUCUUUGGAUCCCGAUAUCGAUUCCUCCAACACUGUUUCGAGGAAGGGCUAG